This is a messenger RNA of Mycena indigotica, 4293 nucleotides long. Its product is annotated as Sterol 3-beta-glucosyltransferase. Gene Ontology annotation, biological process: carbohydrate metabolic process. The record is from RefSeq and is a predicted model, not a curated record. The transcript has 16 exons. Lineage: Eukaryota; Fungi; Basidiomycota; Agaricomycetes; Agaricales; Mycenaceae. Gene Ontology annotation, molecular function: hexosyltransferase activity; UDP-glycosyltransferase activity. Bases 1 to 4293 code for a protein of 1430 amino acids.
AUGGCCUCUCACAUUCCCUCGCCGUUCUCUCCCUCAGUACCGAUUGACACGUCUCCGGCUACUCUAGAAAUGGACAGCGAUAACUCAGACAUAUCUCGCAGUCGCGUAAAACGUCUCUCGGCCUCCAUGGAGAAUGCUGUCACCAAACUUGGCCGUAGUUUGAGUGGAAAGGCCUCCCCAACAAAGUCAGCUAGUCCUCGACGUAUAUUCAGUCUUAGUAGAAGCAGAGGAAAGGGUCGGGCUGAGGAAGACUUGCUCUCCGCUUCCAGCACUCCCAGCGCGUCGCGUCCAAUCUCGCCCAGAGACAUACCCCUACCCUCAGAGCCUCAGGACGACUCACCAUUCAUUACUCCGCCUUCACCAACCCUUGCACCGUCUCGACCUAUGCUCAGCUCAUUUAGAGGCGGCGGUUCGAUGCGUGCCGGAACACAAACUUUGAUUCAAGCACUGCAAGCUCUUCCAUGGACAGACCCCGAUAAUGAAGAUGACGUUAUGCCACAAACUCUUAGUCCCGUGGAUAUUGACAGCGAUGAAGAGGGAAAGCAAGGCAAGUUUCUAUGGCUUUGCCGCACUACUCCGAGUCUAACCCCAUCCUUAGCCGACCGCCUCGCGUCUUCCAUUCAUACCAUCUAUCGACCGCUCGCUCGCUCACAGCGUCUCAACACUUCGCAAGGUCAUCGUAGAAAGGCUUUCCCUCAGCACACGACGGUCAGCGAAGAAGAAACCACCUCGGACGUCACAUCCGAAAUAUCCGAGCAAGAAGACGCAGAGGACUUUGAACAAUCAACGCCCCGACCGCCUUACGCCGAGCAACCUCUCCCUUUGCACAUAAGACGACAGCAACAGAACGAAAGUGGUGUAACGUUAUCGCCGUCCAUGCUACGUUCCGGCAGUAUGGCAACGGUUAAGUUACAACGGAGGGUUCGACUGGCGGAGAAGCUCAAGCAGGUCUUUGAGCUCGAUGGGAUAGAGGAGGUCUGGGCAGAAAUGCCUUGUUGGCUAUUGCGCUCAGUUCUUUUACAAGGUUACAUGUACUUGACCAACUCGUAUCUGUGUUUCUUUGCUCAUAUGCCAAGCCGAGAGGAUCAAGUUCUUAAAUCGGGUUCCCUCAACAAGAAGGCUCAGCGAACGAAACGUUGGAUUAAGCAUUGGUUCGUGCUGAAGAACGAUGCUCUUUCAUGGUACCAGUCAUCUUCAGACCCUUACUUUCCUCAUGGCAUUGUCGAUCUCCGUUAUGCGAUUUCAUGCGACGCUGUUAAUGACAAGGACUUCCGAAUACGCACAAAUCAAAAGUCUAUACACUUGUCAGCGCCGUCGGUGCCAAGUAGGGAGGAGUGGGUCAAAGCAAUUCGCAAAGUCAUAUUCAAGGCUCAGAAUAUGGGGGACAGCGUUAAGAUUGCGAUCCCGUACUCAAUCAUUCUCGAUGUUGACAAGUCCACGGCCAUGGAUUUCAGCGAGACAAUCGAAGUCAAGGUUUUCGACAAGGACGAACACUUUUCCGUUGAUUCGUACUUCUUCGCCUACUUUGAAGACCUUUCGGGCGCAUUAGACCAGAUUCGGGACGCUGUGCGAGCGCACCGAGGCCAACCAGAACGCGCAUCCCCGCAACUUCUUAUGGACACCACUGUCUCACGGUCAACUCCGCAUCCCCCAGACCGAGCACAAAGUUUGCCUGCCAAUGUCGAGCAUGCGAAUGUCAAGGCAUCGUCAUCGUUCAGCAUUUCGUCUUUCUUAUGGCCAUUCCAUGAUUCUGGAAACCGGGUUCCAACUACUGGUGCUCUAGCAGAGAAUGAACCGUUUACGCACAUCUCCCGACGGCCAAAUUCAACAUCUUUUGUGCCAGUCACGAGCUCGCCCGACACCCCGAGCCCAUCGACACCAACUCCAAUACAUAGUCAAGAACACACGUAUCCACCGUCCUCUUUUAUUUCACGCAGUAAUCCUGACCACCCGUUCAACAGCGAGAGCGGUGGGAACACGUGGAUAGGGGUCCCUUCUUGGCUCAGAGGCACCAAACGGGUCUUUGGGGGAGGUGGCCCUUCGGAGGUAUCAACCGCCAUGGCCUCUCCAAGUAGCCGUGUCCGCGAAGUUUACUCGAUGCCUUCGCAAGCAAGUCGCGGAAGUGGGCUGGGAGAUAUGGCAUUCAGCACUCUCGAAACGCCAAAUGUGAAAAUCGAUCCGGAAAUGACCGAAAAGUUCCGCACAGUGUUUGCCUAUGAUGAAAAGGAGACACUUCUUGGAUACUUCCCUGGCUAUAUCUUUCGGCUUUUACCUGUUCCCGGGCGACUCUACAUUUCCACAAAUUUCUUCUGCUUCAAAUCUACUGGGCCACUUACUGCAAAGACGAGGAUGACAUUACCGAUCCGGGACCUGCUGGCAGUCGAAAAGACGAAGGCUACCCGAUUCGGCCAUCACGGCUUGAUCGUGAUAGUCAAGGGUCACGAAGAGCUAUUCUUCGAGUUUAGCGCGGAAGACAAGCGUAAUGCCUUUGUAACCCUUCUCGAGGCGCAGAUGGAGGAUUGCCAACGCCGAUUGGCUCAGGGUGAUACCUCUGUCACUCCAGGUAAACGCGAAGCGCUCAUCUUGGAAGAGUUUGAGCCUCAAACACAACCAUCCACGUCGCUUAUCGAGGCAACGGACAGUAUGACAGAUUCAUUACCUGCGCUUAUGUUCACGUCCGCAUCGUCAACCUUCCUCACCUUCAAACCCAAACGCAGCUUGCAUUUCACCUUCCUCACCAUUGGGUCACGAGGAGAUGUCCAGCCUUACAUCGCCCUAGCCAAAGGUUUGAUGGCCGAUGGUCAUAAGUGCCGGAUUGCUACCCAUGGAGAGUUCAAGGACUGGAUUGAGUCGCACGGCAUCGAGUUCGGAUUCGUUGGUGGUGAUCCUGCGGAACUCAUGCGGAUCUGCAUCGAGAAUGGCACAUUUACCGUAUCAUUCCUGAAGGAGGGUUUACAGAAGUUCCGUGGAUGGCUCGACGACCUACUCAAAAACUCUUGGGAUGCUUGCCAAGGUACUGACGUUCUGAUCGAGAGUCCGAGCGCCAUGGGUGGUUAUCAUGUUGCUGAGGCACUGGGUAUUCCUUAUUUCCGGGCCUUCACUAUGACUUGGACUCGCACUCGGGCAUACCCUCAUGCAUUCGCCGUGCCUGAACGCAAGAUGGGUGGUGGUUAUAACUAUAUGACCUAUGUCAUGUUCGACCAGGUGUUCUGGCGAGCAAUUUCUGGGCAGAUUAAUCGUUGGAGGAGGAAUGUGUUACAUCUAGGCAGCACCAGCCUUGACAAGAUGGAACCCCAUAAGAUACCAUUCCUAUAUAACUUCAGUCCGCAGAUCGUGCCGCCGCCGUUAGACUGGCCUGAAUGGAUCCGGGUUACAGGUUACUGGUUCCUCGAUGACGCCGAUGUCAGUGCAAAGAAGUGGAGCCCGCCACCAGACCUUGUCGCCUUCAUCGACACAGCGCAUGCGGAAGGAAAGAAGGUCGUCUACAUCGGAUUCGGCAGCAUCGUUGUCUCGGACCCGAAAACGAUGACCCGAUGCGUGGUGGAUGCGGUUUUACGGAGCGGGGUCCGCGCCAUUCUCUCGAAAGGCUGGUCAGAUCGCCUACAAGCCAAGAGCGACGCGACUGAGCCAGAGGAGCCACUGCCAAAGGAAAUUUACCCUAUCCCUUCGAUACCCCACGAUUGGUUGUUCCAACGCAUCGACGCUGCUUGUCAUCAUGGAGGAGCAGGUACCACUGGUGCAAGUUUAAGAGCGGGCAUUCCGACGAUCAUCCGACCAUUCUUUGGGGAUCAGUUCUUCUGGGCUGACCGGGUUGAAGCCCUUGGCGUUGGAACGGGCGUUCGGAAGCUGACAGUGGACUCGCUCACGGAUGCUCUGACUUCUGCGACGACAGACAUUAAACAAAUAGAUCGUGCUCGGUUAAUUGGAGAGAAGAUCAGAGCGGAGGAUGGAGUUGCGACGGCCAUUGAAAGCAUCUAUCGGGACCUUGACUACGCUCGUUCACUGAUUAAACGUGACUCGGAUGAUGAUGUGGAUGACGAGGCGGAGGGAGAACACUCGACUAUUCGGGCAUCAGGCUAUAGUUCGAGUGGGUCAGCGGCUGGAGGUGGGGGGAGUGAAGACUGGAGUGUAAUCUCGGAACAUGACGGGCGGCGGAUGUCAAUCAGCUCGCAAAACAGUGACGGUGGACGAGAGCCUUCCUCGAAGCGCAACAGUUUGGCUGCAGCUGUUUUGUCAGUCUUGCCCUCGCCCCGACGACGAACAGUUUCUGCAACCGCUAAUCAAGCACCAUAG